This is a messenger RNA of Sungouiella intermedia, 1146 nucleotides long. NCBI's taxonomy places the organism in Eukaryota, Fungi, Ascomycota, Pichiomycetes, Serinales, Metschnikowiaceae. The record is from the annotation of a GenBank genome assembly.
AUGACACUUGACGACUUUAUUUAUCCCACUCAUAAUGAGUUCCGCAGUGACACGUUCACGGUGCCCACCAAGUCCAUGAACGAUGCCGUGAUCCAGGGCUUAACGACCGGCACAUUGCAAGUUGGAGACUCCGUGUACAAGGAAGACCCAAUGACGUUACAAUUGGAGGCCAAAGUAGCCGAGAUGGCAGGAAAAGAGGCUGCACUUUUCUGUGUUUCCGGAACGAUGUCCAACCAAGUUGGACUCCGUGUGAAUUUGGUGCAACCACCUUACUCGAUUUUAUGCGAUUAUCGUGCACACGUAUUUUUGCACGAGGCUGGAGGUCUCGCAACCUUGUCACAAGCCAUGGUUCAUCCUGUGGUGCCUGCAAACGGCAACUACUUGACGUUGGAAGACAUCGUCGAGAACUUCACUCCUUCUGAUGGUGACAUCCAUGGUGCCCCCACUAAAGUCAUCAGCUUGGAAAACACCUUGCAUGGAAUGAUUCUCCCCAUUGAGGAGAUCGCCAGAAUUCUGAAAUUCGCUAAGGAGCACGACAUACGGCUCCAUUUGGAUGGAGCGCGUCUCUUUAAUGCAUCGGUGGAGACUGGCGUUUCCAUUGCAGAGUACUGUCAGUACUUUGACUCAGUAUCUUUGUGCUUGUCCAAGUCCUUGGGUGCACCCAUUGGAUCUAUUUUGGUGGGAGACCGCCAGUUCAUCGAGAAGGCCAACCAUUUCAAGAAGCAAUGUGGAGGUGGAAUACGGCAGAACGGUAUUAAUGCGCUUAUGGCGAUCACUGCUCUUGAUGAGAACUUCAAUAAGAUCCGUUUGGGCCAUCAGUAUGCCCGCAGUGUUGGAGACUUCUGCCGGCAACACGACAUCGCGCUCGAGCUGCCUGUGGAUACGAAUUUUGUCUUUGUUGACCUCAAGAAGAACAAAAUGGACGACGCUUUGUUGGUUGCAUUGGGAGAAAAGCAUAAUGUCAAGUUGAUGGGAGGACGUAUUGCGUUCCACUUCCAAUUGAGUCCUGAAUCGGUGGACAACUUGAAACAAGCGUUGUUGGAGUGCAAGCAAGAGGCAUUACGGAACCCAUUCGUUGGCAGAAGAUGCAACAAGCAGAUGUAUAAUGUUGCAGUGAUACGGCAGAAGCAGAAGUUGGCCAAUUAG